AGUGCUAGACUAUCUAGACUCUCAAACCCCCAUUACUCUCUUCUUCAACUUUCUUCAAUUUCAUAAGAACUAUUUUUAUUUAAUAAUUUUUUCUAUCAAUUCGAAAUGGAAGACAGUGGGAACCAACUGCUCCAGAAACACUGUGACUCCGGCGCCGCUAAUGCUCUCAAAGGGCUCAAGUUCAUCAGCCAGACCGACGGCGGUGCCGAAUGGGCCACCGUCGAGCGGCGGUUCGACGACCUCGCCGCCUCCACCAAUGGGCUUCUCCCAAAACCCAAGUUUGGUGAAUGCAUAGGUAUGAAGAGGGGGUCCGAGGAGUUUGCCGGAGUAGAGCUUUUUGAUGCAUUGUGUAGGAGAAGAAAUAUCACUAUUGAUGAUUCCAUCGACAAAGCACAGCUCAGAGAGUUUUGGGAACAAAUUGGUGAUCAGAGUUUCGAUUCUCGACUUCAAAUCUUCUUUGAUAUGGUUGAUAAAGAUGACAGAAUCACAGAAGAAGAAAUCAAAGAGGUUAUUAGCCUUAGUGCAUCUGCCAACAAACAGUCAAAAUUCCAGGAACUAGCAGAAGAAUACGCAUCACUGAUCAUGGAAGAGUUGGACCCCGGCAACCUCGGAUACAUUGUGAUAGAGAAUCUGGAGAUGCUGUUGCUGCAGGAUCCAAACCAAUCGGAGAGAGCGCAUAAGAACAGGAACCUGAAACUGAAGCCCACAGCAGAGCCCAACCUAGUGGUCAGAUGGUUAAAGGAUUUCAGGUACUUUCUGUCGGCUAAUUGGCAGAGAGUGUGGGUGCUUUUACUGUGGAUUGGAAUAAUGGGUGGGCUGUUUGGUUGGAAGUAUGUGCAGUACAAGAACAAAGCUGCAUAUGAUGUUAUGGGUGCCUGUGUUUGCUUGGCCAAAGGUGCAGCCGAAACGCUUAAGCUAAACAUGGCUCUAAUCCUCUUACCAGUCUGCAGAAACACACUCACUUGGCUUAGGAACAAAGCCAAACUAGGAGUUGUUGUCCCCUUUGAUGAUAACCUCAAUUUUCACAAGGUCAUAGCGAUGGCGGUGGCAAUAGGAGUGGGAAUACACGCCUUUUCUCACUUGACAUGCAAUUUCGUAAAGUUGUUACACGCGAGCCCAGAAACAUAUGAGCCAAUGGUGCGGUACUUGGGGAAGCAACCAGAGAGCUACUGGCAUUUCGUGAAGGGGGUGGAAGGGGUGACCGGGAUAAUAAUGGUGGUGUUGAUGGCCAUUGCAUUCACACUGGCAACUCCAUGGUUUAGAAGGAACAAAGUGAAAUUGCCAAAGCCCUUCAACAAGUUUACAGGUUUCAAUGCCUUUUGGUACUCCCACCACCUCUUUGUCAUUGUUUAUGUUCUCCUCUUUGUCCAUGGUAUCCACAUUGUACAAAAAUGGUACAACAAAACGACAUGGAUGUACUUGGCUGUCCCCGUUCUACUUUAUGUCGGUGAAAGAUUUAUAAGAGUCUUACGAUCUAGCAUCAAACCCGUUAAGAUUCUUAAGGCGGUGAUAUAUCCCGGAAAUGUUUUGACACUUCAUAUGUCAAAGCCUCAAGGAUUUAGAUAUAAGAGCGGUCAAUAUAUGUUCGUCAACUGUGCUGUUAUUUCUCCAUUUGAAUGGCACCCAUUCUCAAUUACUUCAGCCCCUGGGGACGACUACCUCAGUGUCUACAUUCGCAAUAGUGGUGAUUGGACAAGACAAGUCAGAAAUAAGUUCGCAGAGGUUUGCCAGCCCCCACCUAAUGGUAAAAGUGGUCUCUUGAGAGCUGAUUGCUUGCAAGGACAGAAUAACCCCAACUUCCCAAAGGUGUUGAUUGAUGGGCCAUAUGGAGCAGCAGCUCAAGACUACAAGAAAUAUGAGGUGGUUUUGCUAGUGGGGUUGGGGAUUGGCGCCACCCCAAUGGUAAGCAUAGUGAAGGACAUUUUGAACAACACGAAGGCGAUGGAGGAUGAAGAUAUUGAGACCGGAAUUAAUGGAGGCACCAGCAGCAGGUUGCAGGAUGAUCACAGGAGGAAAUUUGCAGGACCAUCAAGUCGCAGAAACAAGUUUAAAACGAGGAGGGCAUAUUUCUAUUGGGCUGCACGGGAACAAGGAGCAUUUGAGUGGUUCAAAGGGAUAAUGAAUGGAGUUGCUGAGAUGGACCAUAAGAAUGCCAUAGAGAUACACAAUUACUGCACCAGCAUUUACGAAGAAGGUGACAACCGUUCUGCCCUUAUUGCCAUGCUUAAGUCCCUCCACAAGGCCAACAACGGUGUCGACAUUGACACUGUUCCCAGCACUGCUGUUAGGACUCACUUCGGUAGGCCUGAUUGGCACGAGGUCUAUAAACGCAUUGCUUCCAAUCAUAACAAUGAAACAAUUGGAGUUUUCUACUGUGGGGUACCAACACUUACAAAGGAGUUGAAACAGCUAGCAUUGGAUUUUUCUCGCUACACAUCCACCAAAUUUGAUUUCCACAAGGAAACUUUUUGAGAUAAGAAAAAUGAUACUUUUAGUCUCGUCAUUCAAUUUUAUAUUGUUAUAUUGCAAUGUCAUAUGCUAUUCCAAGCCAUUGUUUCCACAUGAUUUGCAUAUGAAAAAGGUAUUUUUCUUUAACAUGUUUUUGUUUUAAUUAUGGGAAUAUUGA
Molecule: messenger RNA, 2626 nt
Organism: Ipomoea triloba (trilobed morning glory)
Lineage: Eukaryota; Viridiplantae; Streptophyta; Magnoliopsida; Solanales; Convolvulaceae
Product: respiratory burst oxidase homolog protein C-like
Exons: 13
Coding region: 106-2472 (788 amino acids)
Cellular component (GO): plasma membrane
Molecular function (GO): peroxidase activity; NAD(P)H oxidase H2O2-forming activity
Source: RefSeq, a predicted model, not a curated record